AUGCGUUCUAAUAGGCUCCCAUUCAUCAUAGGUGUAGCUGGUGGUACAGCUUCCGGAAAGUCUUUAGUAACUGAAAAAAUUAUGGAACGUCUCGCAGAUUUGCAGAGUAGAAAGAAACAAGUCAUAAUCAUUCCGCUCGAGUCUUUUUACAAAGAGCUGAGUGAAGAGAAUCGCUGUAAGGCACUGACAGGAGAAUUCGAUUUUGACCAUCCAUCCGCUUUCGAUUUUGAUUUACUAUUGAAAACAUUGGAGCAGCUUGAGAGGGGACAAGCAGUAGAUAUUCCCAAAUAUGAUUUCAUUGAAAGCAGAAGAAACGGGUCACUUCAUUUAGAACCUGCAGAUGUUAUAAUAGUUGAAGGAAUUUUGAUAUUCUACGACGAAUUGCUGCGAAACAAAUUCUCUAUGAAACUUUUCGUAGAUGCAGACGCUGAUAUCAGACUUGCUCGUAGAGUUAGAAGAGAUACUGUUGAAAGAAAACGGUCUCUUGCAAUCGUUCUGCAUUCUUAUACCAAGAGAGUAAAACCUGCUUUUGAAGAGUUUUGUCAACCUACUAAAAAGUGGGCUGAUGUUAUAAUUCCCAGAGGAGGGGAGAAUGAUAUAGCAAUCGAUUUGCUUGUUCAGCAUAUUCAGGAUUUGUUGAAAACUCCUCGUGGCAGUCCAGACAUCUCGAGUAAAAGAGGUUCAGCGGAAGAAAGCGAAGUAGUGAAGUCUCGUGGCAGACCUCACUAG
Auanema sp. JU1783 is the source of this 729-nucleotide messenger RNA. The record is from the annotation of a GenBank genome assembly. Lineage: Eukaryota; Metazoa; Nematoda; Chromadorea; Rhabditida; Rhabditidae.